Messenger RNA from Hemicordylus capensis (graceful crag lizard), 3224 nucleotides. RefSeq names its product tetraspanin 15 (gene TSPAN15). Gene Ontology annotation, cellular component: membrane. NCBI's taxonomy places the organism in Eukaryota, Metazoa, Chordata, Lepidosauria, Squamata, Cordylidae. The transcript has 8 exons. The record is from RefSeq and is a predicted model, not a curated record. Bases 377 to 1279 code for a protein of 300 amino acids.
CGUCCGACAGUGUAAACCGAGCUGGUUCCGUUUGGGUGGGUUGUGUAUCGCUCACGCCGCCGGGCUUGGCUUUAUCCGGUCUCCACUAACGAGAAAACGGCAUGGCCUCCGACUCCUUGAGCUCUACUAGCGGGGUGUGUCUUGUUUCGGUCUCUCGCUGCUCGCCCUCGGCGGUGACACCGGCCCCUCCCGCCCACUGGCACAGGCAAGCCGCUUCCAGAGAAGCGGAGGCGCCGCCGUCGCUUGCGGCCUGGGACGAAGAGUCACAGGUGCCGGGAGGCGCAGGAAGCGCGGCGGCGGCGGCGUCGUCGUGGUCUCCAGCUGCCUCCAGUGAAGGGGAGGCGCCCGGGCGGCGGCAGAGGCCGGCCGGAGGAGGAUGGCGCCGGUGGCAGCGGCCUCCGGAGGCUCGGAGCAGGUCCGCUACUGCGCGCGCUUCUCCUACCUGUGCCUCAAGUUCACCCUCAUCACCUACUCGACAGUGUUUUGGUUGCUAGGAGCAUUUGUCUUAGCAGUUGGCAUAUAUGCAGAAGUUGAAAGACAGAAGUACAAAACCCUUGAAAGUGCCUUUUUAGCCCCAGCAAUUAUUCUAAUACUUCUGGGCAUUGUUAUGUUCCUUGUUUCCUUUGUGGGUGUAUUGGCUUCCUUAAGGGACAACUUAUGCCUUCUUCAAGCUUUCAUGUAUAUCUUGGGCAUUUGUUUGCUGAUUGAAUUGAUUGGUGGAGUUAUGGCAUUAAUCUUCAGAAAUAAGACAAUUGACUUUUUAAAUGACAACAUCCGAAGAGGAAUUGAGAAUUACUAUGACGACUUGGACUUCAAAAACAUAAUGGAUUUUGUUCAAAAGCAGUUUAAGUGUUGUGGAGGAGAAGAUUUUAAAGACUGGUCAAAAAAUCCAUACCAUGACUGUUCUGCCCCAGGACCACUAGCCUGUGGAGUUCCGUACACUUGUUGUGUCACAAAUAAGACAGCGGUGAUCAAUACCAUGUGUGGAUAUAAAACCAUUAAUGAAGAGCACCUGAGUGUUCGACACAUUAUAUAUAUCAGAGGAUGCACAAAUGCAGUAAUCAUUUGGUUUCUGGACAAUUAUGCCAUCAUGGCUGGCAUUUUACUUGGCAUAUUGCUGCCACAGUUCCUUGGAGUGUUGUUAUCGUUGCUUUACAUCACCCGAGUAGAGGACAUCAUUAAUGAGCACAAAUUGAAUGAAACACUACUUGGUGGAAGCCGGCAGAAGUCUGACAUUGAAUUUGAAGGAGCUGGAUGCUGUAUGUGUUAUCCUGAGUAACACUAGGUUGUCCUCUGAGCAAGUCAGACAAAUGAUUAACAUCCCCAUGUGUGGUGCUUUGAAAGUCGUCGAGCAUAAUGUGAUUUGUAAAGAAUUAUAUUUGGAAAUUAAACCUCCUGCUUCUUUCCAGCCCGGUGGACAUGUUUCACUAGUACACAGUGGCUGCAUUAGUGCAAGGAUGUGCUAGUUCAUUCCGCUCAGCUGGGAGCUUGCAUUCCAGACUGGUGGUGUGCUGGCACAAGAGGGUAUGCAACCUGAGGCGUGCCUCCUGCUGUGAAAUGUCUUCCCCAGUCCAUGCUGAGGGAAUGAUGCAAAGCACGAUCCUUGUUGCGAUGCAAGACGUUGCGGGACUUUGAGCAUUUGUGCGGCGGCAUGACCUUCUUGCAAUGAUGCAAGAACACACCUUUGUUGGUUGCACUAGUGAAACAUUAGUCUGAAUGUCAGCCAGCAAUUCAGUGCUGAGCAUUCUUUUAGGAGUAUCUCUGGUUCUUAUCCUGAAAUAUGUUAAAUCUCUUGUGGCAUCUAAAAAUAAAGCCAGUUUUACUAUAACGCUAUACAGCUAAACCAGGAGAAAAUCUGUGAUGUAGCCUAAUACAAUUAUUAUUGUAGACAAAUUAACUUUGUGUACAAAGGCCGUAUAGCUUACCUAUGUAAUGGUGCCACUAACCAUUCUUUCUAGCUAUUUUUCUAGCUAAUAUUCUUUCCAGCUAAUUUUUGUAGCAAGUUACCAUGCAGGAAGUGCAAACACAAGGCCACUUUUUCACAUUUGAAAUGACCUUGUGAUGACUUUGCCAUCUCAAAAUGGUUGUUUGGUUGACUUGACCUUAACAGUUCCCUGAUUUUGACAAAGGAGGAUGCCUUUUGCUGGCUAACAUUGUCACUAAUGCUGUGCACACGCAGCAACCCCCGCCCCAGUGCACCACGAGUGGUCCUGUUUCUGAAGUGCAAAUGCUUGUGUGGGUGGAGGAGGGUGAUUUUUGCUGAUCCUCCUUCCACCUGGAAGUGCUCCUGUGCAACCUGCAGUUAGGUCCCUGAGGGUUGUGUGAUUCUCAGAGACAUGCUUUUGGGAGAGGGAGGAUUGGUGAAAACCACCUCCUCACCCAUGCAAGCAUCCUUGGUUUGGAAGCGGGCUGCUAGCAGUGCGCAUCUUCCCCCACCACUGCAUGUAUACAUCGUUAUUCAAGAUGUCAGCUGCUGUGUUUUAUUGACUGGAGAGUUCUGGCCUUUUGGGGGGGGGCAGGGGUUAACUUUAGUUUUAUGCAGGUCUUGCCUGUUUGUUUAAUUAUUUCCAAGGCUUUGGCCUUGCCACUAGGCAGAUUUCUUCAUAGAAAUUGUAGUUUAUACUAAAAUUAUUUUGGGAAAGUGUUCAAAUGUAAAUAUUGUUGAAUUCUAGUAUGAAAGUAAUACUCUAUGUUUUUCAAAUUGUGUCUUCAUAUUGAUUCUGAACUGAUGAAGUGUCUUUUUUAUAUUUUAAAGAUGUUAUUUUCAAUACUGGGCAAUCAUAUUUGUAUGCUACUUCUUACGCAAAACACGGUGGUGGCCUUAAUACACUGUGGAGGCCUUGACUGUGUGUGCCUUUUUUUGCCUUUCUGAUACAAGCCCCUAUUUGAUGCAAGUUAAGUAAUGACUGAUUUGAGGCCAACGUUGUUUAAGAAUGCAGUUUAUUAUUGUAUAGAUAUUUGUAUUAUACUUUUAUUUGAUAUUCCUGAUUCAUUAUUCAUUAUGUACUGGAGAGCAUUUUUCCUUUUGCCCACUGAUUUGGAAUUCUGAUGUGUGCACAUAUGCCAAUGAAAAACUGAAUUGUUUACACAAAAAAUAAAUUUUAUGAUUUUUGUUAAAAAAAAUAUUUUUUUUACUGCAUCUUUUUACUAUGAACUGCUAAAAAAUUGUUUGGACAUGAAUUUUAAGAUUGAAUGUGCCAAAAAUAAAAACAGUUCUCCUCCUC